AUGGGCACCUCAUUGAUCGUGACGGGAGAAGAAGAGAAAUCGAAAAUGUCGAAAUUGCUGUUGAUUCUUCUCGGUUCUUCGAUUUUUGUCGUACUUGUCAUGCCAACAAAUGAGCAAAAAGAUGCGCAAAAGAAAGCUAGCGAUCAAGAGAAAUUCCGGAUGAAAUUCGCGCAGACAAUGAUGGGAUCAGUGGCUGAGUCGGAGGCGUGCGAUAAGCUGGAAGGUGACGCCAAAAAGGCUUGUCUUGUCAAGAUCAUCGACAAAGUCAAAGAGAAAAUGGGGAAAUUAAGAGCCGAAGAGGAACGAGUAAUGGACGAUGGGGAAAAGAUACUCCCGCACUUGGAUGGUGUGCUGGAUAAAAUGAGGCUAGAAAGUGUUCUUUUAUCAAUAUUUUUCCCGCUUUCAACCUUGGCAUAUGUGGAUCCAGCAUUCCGAGGGUCAUCUUAUACGCUAAUCUCGUAUCUUUUGCACGGUCGGAUGAAAGGUGAAGCGAAGUCGUGGAUGGAGGAGAUUGUUGACGAUUUUGGGCCGAGAAUGGCCGGCACGAUGGCCUUGGAAAAUACAAUUGACGCAAUUGCGCAGAAACUUCGGAUUGAAGGCUUUCAAAAUGUGCAUACCGAGCCAGUGCCUGGAAUUCCGCACUUUGUUAGGGGAGAGGAUCGAGUCACGCUUUUGGAGCCAAGAAGACUCGAUUUGAAUAUAUUAGCGAUUCCGGGUUGUCAGCCGGGUCAUGUUCGAGGACAAGCCGUCGUUUUGGAAAGUUUUGACGAUUUCAGGAAAGUCAACGUUCAAGGGAAAAUCGUUGUGAUGGUGCAUAAGUGGAUGGGAUACUCGUGGACGGUGCAGAAUCGGCAAGGAGGCGUUGAGGCAGCUCGCUGGGGCGCGAUUGGGUAUUUGGCGAAAUCGAUUACUCCAGAAAGUAUGGGAAGUCCGCACACUGGAUGGGGAAAAUCAGGGAUUCCAUCAGCUAGCAUCACUUUGGAGGACGCUGAAAUGCUUAAAAGGCUAUCAAAACGCGGGAAACGGAUCGAGAUCGAGAUGAACAUUCGCUCGAGAGUGAUGCCCGAUCCGGUCAUCUCAAGGAAUACCAUUUUCGAUAUUAAAGGAUCUCAUCACCCGAAUGAAGUCAUCAUCUUGUCGGCACAUUUAGACUCAUGGGAUGUAGGACAGGGAGCUCUCGAUGACGCAGCUGGUUGUUCAGCCGUUUUUCACGCAAUGAAAGCGAUCAAGCAAUUAGCCGAAAGACAGCCGAGAUUUCAACCGAAAAGGACAAUUCGCGGAAUUUUCUGGACAGCUGAAGAGCAAGGGUUCUACGGAGGUCGACAGUACUAUGCUGAUCACGGGAAUGGACAGCACGGGGAAAAGUUCGUUUUCGUCUCCGAGUCCGACAAUGGAGCGUUUAAACCGACGAAUUCGACAGCGAACCUCGCAUUCAAAGGAACGAGGGAACAGAUGGAUAUAAUGAAUGAGAUUGUGACGAUUAUCAACUCUUACGGAAUCCCCUUGAAAGUCAUUCACAGUAAUGGACAAGGUGAUGUGCAACAGUUUGCCGACGAUGGAGUCCCAUCGACAAUGUAUAUUUCGGAUAAAGGCUGGGAAUUCUACUUCAAUUUCCACCACAGCGCCGGCGAUUACGCGGACAAAUUGUCGGCCGAAGAUCUCGAUUAUACAGCGGCAAUUUUCGCUGUUUUAGCACACGUCAUCGGCAAUAUGAGAGAAUGGGUUCGA
Molecule: messenger RNA, 1728 nt
Organism: Mesorhabditis belari
Lineage: Eukaryota; Metazoa; Nematoda; Chromadorea; Rhabditida; Rhabditidae
Source: the annotation of a GenBank genome assembly